GUGGGAAUUAACUCCGAUUUUCUAUUAAGUUUAUCUUCGCAGACAAAACGACGACAACGUUCUCUUAUGCAAAUUUACUUAAUUCAUAUGGAAUAGAAAAGAAGUAAAAUGCGAUCAUUAAUUCUUACAUUUACAAUCAACAUUUUAAUUUCAUCUUUGGAAUCAUGUCAACGAGCUGUAUUAAGUACCCAAAAAAUCACACCCGAACUAAAACAAAGAAUCUUAGAUUUACAUAAUUCCAAAAGACAAUCGAUUGCUUAUGGACAAGUUAUUGGUCAACCACCAGCCGGAGAUAUGUUAGAAAUUAAAUGGGAUGAGGAGUUAGCAGUUCGAGCACAAAGAUGGGCAUCUUCGUGUACAUCCGAGGAUCACGACCCACAACGAAAGACGAUGAGGUUCCUCGUUGGACAGAAUAUCGCCACGUAUUGGACAUCUCAGAAACCGGAAACCCUACGAGAUCUGCAACCAGACUUCGAUAAAGUGAUAAAUGGAUGGUUCUCUGAGGUGCGAUCGUAUAAAUACGGACAGAUUUUUAGUAAUCCAAGAAAUGGACAUUAUACCCAGAUGAUUUGGGGUAAAACUUAUUUAAUCGGUUGCGGAUAUGCUUUGUAUUUUAAUCCGAGUCAAGGGUAUACAAAGAAUUAUGUUUGCAAUUAUGGUCCUGGAGGUAAUAUCUUGUUAAGAACCCCAUAUGAAGUUUCAUAUCCAUCGUGUCAUAAUUAUAAGCUUAAUUUUUCAAAAACUUGGAAAGGAUUAUGUGAGUAUCCACCUAAUCAAAACCCACAUACUUUUAACCAUAUUCUUCAUCGUGUAUGAUGUACACCCUACAUCAUUAUUAAUUAUACCAAAAACAUGUUAUCUUGUAAGUUAAAUUAUAUAAUAAAAUAUUUUUAUAAAAUC
This is a messenger RNA of Onthophagus taurus, 900 nucleotides long. RefSeq names its product salivary antigen-5. Lineage: Eukaryota; Metazoa; Arthropoda; Insecta; Coleoptera; Scarabaeidae. Gene Ontology annotation, cellular component: extracellular region. The record is from RefSeq and is a predicted model, not a curated record.